AUGGUUACGAUUAAAUACCUCGCAGCAAGAUUAAUUCUAUUAAUUCUGGUGAAGGCAGUGGCACAGCCUACGUCCAAAUCUGACUACUGGAAGUUGAUGGACUCUGGAUAUGACACCUCCUACCUUGAACCGGUUGAGGAACUGGUCCUAGAUAAUGUUCUAGCGUGUGCGUCUGAAAGCCUGUUCAGAAACGUCACCGCUUUCGGCUACGACGGAGACGAAGAUCUGUGCAUCCUCCUGAACGUCGACUACUACGUGGAACAUGACUGGACGCCUAUGCCCGACAUGAAGGUCUUUUUAAGAAAUGAAGAUAUUCACCCUGGAACAUGCGUAGAUAGCGUGUGUGGGAUGUGUAUGCAGGUUCUGGGAGUCCCGAUGACCUGGGCCGAGUCUGAGAGAGCAUGUGGUGAUGUCUCGGGUUACCUGCUGGCGGUCUGGGCUGAAUGGGUGCACCGAUGCAUCGUGAUGCAGCUGCAGUAUCUCAGGAAGCCAACAACCAACGUGUACUGGCUGGGUGGUGCCAGUCAUCUGUCCGAGGCGAGUAAGCUGUGGGCACCAGGUCAGCCCAGCAACUCCGAGGAAUGCGUGCUGCUGGACUCUGGCGACCAUUACAGACUGUUCACUGCCGACUGCUCAGAAAAACAUCACACCUUUUGUUACUUACCUGUAGGAGAGUAA
Haliotis rufescens (red abalone) is the source of this 678-nucleotide messenger RNA. RefSeq lists its product as uncharacterized. Bases 1 to 678 code for a protein of 225 amino acids. Lineage: Eukaryota; Metazoa; Mollusca; Gastropoda; Lepetellida; Haliotidae. The record is from RefSeq and is a predicted model, not a curated record. The transcript has 3 exons.